AGCUUCUGGUUCGUCUGGCCCUGGAAGACUCGGAUUUUCGACAGGAGUCAUGGCUGAGGACGCCAAGGUUGAGGAGAAGGACAACUUCGACGUGGGACCCCUGUCAGUACUCCAGAAGUGCGUGAAGGACAACUCGCAGGUGCUCAUCAAUUGCCGCAACAACCGAAAGAUCCUCGCGCGUGUGAAAGCCUUCGACCGCCAUUCCAACAUGGUGCUGGAGAAUGUCCGGGAGAUGUGGACUGAGGUGCCACAUGGGGGAAAAAAGAAGGCCAAGCCUGUGAACAAGGACCGCUUCAUCAGCAAGAUGUUCCUUCGUGGAGAUUCUGUGAUCCUGGUGCUGCGCAACCCCAAGUGAAAGAGACAUCGCUGUGAGCUUUUUGCCGCGUGCAGGGCGGCUGACAGGGGCUGGCAUGGCUGUUGGAAUCACACAAGCCACAAGCC
Messenger RNA from Durusdinium trenchii, 441 nucleotides. The record is from the annotation of a GenBank genome assembly. NCBI's taxonomy places the organism in Eukaryota, Dinophyceae, Suessiales, Symbiodiniaceae.